AAAUAGUUUAACCUGUUCUGAUAUUCCAAUUCCAAGAAAGUUCAGCUGAUUAUUGAAAAAGAAGGAUAAACUGCAAAAGUCAUACGUGAAAGAAAAUUUUGGGGAAAAUAUUACUCCUACAAUUUACAAUCUUAGUAUAAGAAGAAGACCUAAAACGACCCUCCAUUUUCCCACACAAAAAGUACUUGUAAAAAAAAAAUUAAAAAAACUCAAAACACUUCACUCAGAAUUUUGACACUGAUCAUGGGGAACACACAGAAAAAAUUGGCCCAAAAUCAGUCAGAACAAGAAUCGCCAGUGGCAGAAUCACCAGAUGAAUCAUUCACUUGCGAAAUUUGUAUCGAGCCUAUAUCAUUACCUAACAAAAAAUUCAAGAAUCAGAAUCUUUGUGUUCAUCCGUUUUGUAUGGACUGUAUGGCUAAAUACAUCGCCGUCAAGCUUGAGGACAACGUCGGCAACAUUCCGUGUCCGUCUCUGAGUUGUGAGAAUUUUUUGGACCCAAUUUCUUGCCGGAAUCUUGUUGGCCCUCAGCUGUUUGUGAGAUGGUCCGACGUGUUGUGUGAAUCUUCUGUUUUAGGGUUAGCGCAUUGUUACUGUCCGGAUCGGAGAUGUUCGUCUUUGAUUUUGGAUGAGUGUGGUGGGAAAGCGAAGCGAUCAAAGUGCCCCAAUUGUAAGAAGCAUUUUUGCUUUCAGUGUAAGCUUCCAUGGCAUUCUGGAUUUCAGUGUGAAGAGAGUCGAGAAUUGAGGGAUAGAAACGAUGUCGUUUUUGGCGUGGUUGCCGAGGCUAAUAAGUGGAAAAGGUGUCCACAGUGUCGUCACUUUGUUGAACUUAUUGAAGGUUGCAAAAUUGUGAAAUGCAGGUGUGGUGCCAGUUUCUGCUACAACUGCGGAAAAAGAGUUCAUCGACACUGGUGUAGUUGUGAUUCUGCUUCCGUGCGCUGCAUAAGGAUCAUCCAUGGGAUUACCAUUAUUUUUAUUCUCCUGUCUAUCUUUUUCAUCUUCAGGAAUUUGAAUAGUAUAACGCCGAAAAAGUAGAGCCGUGUAUAGACAUAUACUCCUAUGAGGUUCAGUAACAUAUAUUAGAAAUCUUUUUUGCUUCAGUGUGUGCACUUGAGGCAGAAAAGAUAGCAUAGACAAGAAAACAGAAACCUUAACAAAGUUUGUACAGAUGGAAUCUAAAAUAUCAAGUUCUGUUAGAUUUUUGACUUGCUGUUUCAAAUUGUCUCAAACACAUUUUUAUGUGAAUUUUCAAGCUUCUCUUC
Solanum lycopersicum (tomato) is the source of this 1262-nucleotide messenger RNA. RefSeq names its product E3 ubiquitin-protein ligase RSL1-like. Gene Ontology annotation, molecular function: ubiquitin protein ligase activity; ubiquitin conjugating enzyme binding; zinc ion binding. The record is from RefSeq and is a predicted model, not a curated record. Lineage: Eukaryota; Viridiplantae; Streptophyta; Magnoliopsida; Solanales; Solanaceae. Gene Ontology annotation, biological process: protein polyubiquitination; positive regulation of proteasomal ubiquitin-dependent protein catabolic process; ubiquitin-dependent protein catabolic process. Gene Ontology annotation, cellular component: ubiquitin ligase complex; cytoplasm.